AUGGAAACGCAACAGAGACUGACAUGGCUCUUCACACGUCCGCAGCUUUCGCAGUUCAAUGUCGAUGGAAAGGUGUUCAUCGUAACCGGAGCCGCGCAGGGCCUCGGGCUGGUUCUGGCGGAAGGGCUGGCAGAGGCGGGUGGAAAAGUAUACUGCUUCGACACCUGCAAGCACCCAGAUGCUCACUGGCUAGAGUGCCAGGAGCGCAUCCGCUCAAAACACAACAGCACCAUCGAAUAUGUCCAGCAAGACGUCACCGACACCGCCCACCUGCAAAAGUCGAUCCAGAUAGUCGCCGGCGCAAACAGCGGGCUGGACGGCGUCAUUGCGGCGGCAGCGAUACAGCAGGUCACGCCCGCGCUCGAGUACACGGCCGCGGACGUGGACAAGAUGAUGCGCAUCAACUUCACGGGGGCGUUCAUGACGGCGACGUGUGCGGCGCGCGAGAUGAUGCGGUACAAGCGCCAGGGCAGCAUCUGCUUCAUCGCCUCCAUGUCCGGGCUCAUUGCCAACAAAGACAUGCACACCCCCGUGUACAACGCGGGCAAGGCCGCGCUGAUCCAGCUCGCGCGAAGCCUGGCGAUGGAGUGGAGCUCCAUCAAUGAGGACGGCACGGGCGGGAUCCGCGUCAACUGCAUCAGCCCGGGCAACAUAAAGACCGCGAUGCUGGAGGACGUGUUCAGCAAGGACAAGAUACGCAUGUGGAGCGAGUCGAACAUGCUGGGCCGGCUGGCGGAGCCGGAGGAGUUCAAGAGUGCGGCGCUAUAUCUCAUGUCCGAGGCUUCGAGCUUUACCACGGGCUCAAAUCUUGUUAUUGAUGGCGGAUAUACAGCGUGGUGAGAAAGGGGAAUUGUUGCCGGUACCAUACCGCU
Messenger RNA from Microdochium trichocladiopsis, 872 nucleotides. RefSeq lists its product as uncharacterized. The record is from RefSeq and is a predicted model, not a curated record. NCBI's taxonomy places the organism in Eukaryota, Fungi, Ascomycota, Sordariomycetes, Xylariales, Microdochiaceae. Bases 1 to 840 code for a protein of 279 amino acids. Gene Ontology annotation, cellular component: intracellular anatomical structure. The transcript is spliced from 2 exons. Gene Ontology annotation, molecular function: oxidoreductase activity, acting on NAD(P)H, oxygen as acceptor.